AUGGGAUCUGUUGCAGUUGAGCCACAGCCGAGCGUGGUGACGAGAGUCGCCAACCUGCCCUUGGUGAGCUCCACUUACGACCUGGUCUCCUCAGCUUACGUCAGCACGAAAGAUCAGUAUCCGUACUUGAAGUCAGUGUGUGAGAUCGCAGAGAAGGGUGUGAAGACCAUCACCUCCGUGGCCGUGACCAGUACCUUGCCAAUCAUCCAGAAGCUAGAACCUCAAAUUGCAGUUGCAAAUACCUAUGCCUGUAAAGAGUUGGACCGGCUCGAGGAAAAACUGCCUAUUCUGAAUCAGCCCACAGAGCAGGUUGUUGCCAGUGCCAAAGGUGCUGUGACUGGGGCAAAAGCUGCUGUGACUGGGGCUGUGACCGGGGCCAAGGACUCGGUGGCCAGUACCAUCACUGGAGUGGUAGAUAAGACUAAAGGGGCAGUGACCGGCAGUGUGGAGAAGACCAAGUCUGUGGUCAAUGGCAGCAUUAACACAGUGUUGGGAAGUCGGAUGGUGCAGCUGCUUAACAGUGGAGUGGAAAGUGCACUCACCAGAUCAGAGCUGCUGGUUGACCAGUAUCUCCCUUUAACACAGGAGGAACUAGAAAAAGAAGCAAAAAAGGUUGAAGGAUUUGACAUGGUUCAGAAGCCAAGUUACUACGUCAGACUGGGGUCUCUGUCUUCCAAGUUCCGUUCCCGUGCCUACCAGCAGGCUCUCAGCAGGGUUGAAGAAACUAAGCAAAAAUGCCAACAGACCAUCUCUCAGCUCCAUUCCACUGUUAAACUGAUUGAGUUUGCCAGCAAGAAUGUACAUGAUGCCAACCAGAAACUUCAGGAUGCUCAGGAUAAACUCUAUCUCUCGUGGGUGGAGUGGAAGAGAAGCAUUGGCCAUGACGAUACAGAUGAACCCCACUGUACUGAACACAUCGAGUCACGUACUCUUGCUGUUGCCCGCAGCCUGACUCAGCAGCUCCAGACCACCUGCAACAUGCUCCUGUCCAACAUCCAGGGCUUGCCGCAGAACAUUCAAGACAAAGCCAGUCACUUGGGGGUCAUGGCAAGUGACAUGUAUUCAAUGUUCCUCAGCGCCUCCUCCUUUAAGGAAGUGUCCGACAGCCUUCUCACUUCCAGCAAGCGUCAGCUGCAGAAAAUGAAGGUGUCUUUAGAUGAUGUCAUGGAUUAUCUUGUUAAUAACACACCACUCAACUGGCUGGUAGGUCCCUUUGAUUCUUAUCUGGCCGAGUCUCAGAAUGCUCAGGUCCAAGGUGCAGGGCAGGACAAGACUGGCCAGGAGGCCCAGCAGCCCGAGGAGAGAACAUAUUAG
Molecule: messenger RNA, 1314 nt
Organism: Elephantulus edwardii (Cape elephant shrew)
Lineage: Eukaryota; Metazoa; Chordata; Mammalia; Macroscelidea; Macroscelididae
Gene: PLIN2
Product: perilipin 2
Exons: 7
Coding region: 1-1314 (437 amino acids)
Biological process (GO): positive regulation of triglyceride storage; lipid storage
Cellular component (GO): lipid droplet; cytosol
Source: RefSeq, a predicted model, not a curated record